Strongylocentrotus purpuratus (purple sea urchin) is the source of this 508-nucleotide messenger RNA. Its product is annotated as ras-related protein Rab-34. Bases 33 to 443 code for a protein of 136 amino acids. The transcript is spliced from 4 exons. Gene Ontology annotation, molecular function: GTPase activity; GTP binding. Lineage: Eukaryota; Metazoa; Echinodermata; Echinoidea; Camarodonta; Strongylocentrotidae. The record is from RefSeq and is a predicted model, not a curated record.
UUCUACUUUCAGUUGUUGUGAUCGUGUUUGACAUGAGGGAAUCGUACACGUUAGACCAUGCCAAGAGGUGGUACCAAGAAUCACUACUCGAGAACAGUCAUGAUCCUCAUAUAUUCCUGGUCGGAACCAAGCGAGAUUUAUGUGAAUCACAUGAAGAGGUUCAGAAGGUUGAAGAGGCUGCUAUGGAGGUAGCUAGAGAGAUCAAGGCUGAAUACUGGUCGGUGUCUUCCUUGUCAGGCCAGAAUGUGGAAGAAUUCUUCAACCGUCUUGCGGGAAUAACGUUCAAUGCAUCAGUACUGAAAGCCCUGGAUGAUCUUGAGGCCAAGUCAGCUAGUAGGCAGAUUGCCAUCGCACAGAGCAGUGAAAACAGGAUAAAGUUGACACCUGAUGAUAUAGAUGGUGGGCCAGGAUAUAAGAACAAAAAAGCUGGAUGUUGCAACUGAGUCGGUUUCUCCGGGACUUCUUGAAGCAUUGGAACAUGUUAUGAGCCUUAUCGCCCUACAUAGGG